Capsaspora owczarzaki ATCC 30864 is the source of this 4431-nucleotide messenger RNA. RefSeq lists its product as hypothetical. The record is from RefSeq and is a predicted model, not a curated record. The transcript is spliced from 16 exons. The coding region runs from base 1 to 4431 and encodes 1476 amino acids. Gene Ontology annotation, biological process: multicellular organism development; cell surface receptor protein tyrosine kinase signaling pathway; positive regulation of kinase activity. Gene Ontology annotation, molecular function: transmembrane receptor protein tyrosine kinase activity; ATP binding; protein binding. Lineage: Eukaryota; Filasterea; Ministeriida; Capsasporidae. Gene Ontology annotation, cellular component: signaling receptor complex.
AUGCACGUCGCUACGGUGACUGUACUCCUGCUCGCGGUGUGUGUGCCGCUCGCCUCUGCCGCUCUUUCUCCGUACUUCCGCCCGCCAGCCUUUCCGAUCUUUGCGAACAACCCGUACUGGUCCGUAUGGUCUUUAUCGGAUGCUCCUGGCAGGUCGUGGACCGAACACGCAAACGGCGGCGUUCAAGGAAUGACUGGCUUCGCCAAAGUCGAUAGCACCUACUAUCGCUUUCUGGGAGUGCCGUCUGUCGGUGGCACAGGCAUCAUUGUGGAUCCCAUUUCGACCCAGAUUUUGCCGCUGAGCACCGUUUACACCUUCAAGCUCGGAACGGCCAUCCAGAUGGUGUUGACUUUCUCACAACCAGCACAAAUCGAUGACGAUACCUUGGUCUCGGUGCCAGUGACGUAUGUCACGUUCGCGCUCUCGUCCCUUGAUGGCGCAUCGCACACUGUCAGUCUCUACAUUGAUCACUCGGCCGAGCUUGUUGUAGCGGAUGUUGUUUUAAGCGGCUCCACGAAUGACCGUAUCAACUGGGGUAAUGCAUACAUGGCUGCCCCCAAGGAAACUGCCCUCGUAGGCACUGUCAGUUCCGAUGCCAACUGCAGAAACGCAUUUAUCAGUGGUGCUGCUGCACCAGCUUUGCAAACUGGUCCUCGCAAUGGCAACGAUAACUGGCCUGUGUUGUCACUGAGGUGGAACGGCCUGAGUGUGACCUCCACGACAAGUGUCACUAAAUUCAUGACCCUUUCCUAUGACAAUGUCAACACGAUGAACUUUUUCUCCAAGGUUCUCCCUCCGCUCUGGUCGACAAAGAUUGGCACGAUUUUGACGGUGAUUGCACAGAUGCACACCAACUAUGCCACCUACAUGAGUGCCAUCAACGCCCGCAACACUGCCCUUGUGACUCUGUUCGACAAGCGCGGCUCCAACUCUUACACCACCUUGCUGUCGCUUGUGUAUCGCCAAGUCACUGCGUCGACCGAGCAUGCGAUCGACACGACCACACAACAGCAUUACGUCUUUAUGAAAACGUUCGCCACCAGCUCGACCAAUGGCCCGGUCAACGGGCAGGUCAACGCAGUGACCACCAUGUUCUUUGCCUCUCCGUUCUACUUGCUGCUGAAUCCCUCGCUUGUGCCAAAGAUGCUGCUUCCUGUGCUCAAGUACGCCAACAGCGAGACCUCGUUCCCGUACACGCGUAGCUGGGCUCCCUCGCAUGUUGGCCAGUGGCCGCUCUGCACUGCCGCGAUUCCCACAACCUACGACAUGCCAGUCGAGCACACGGCCAACAUGCUGAUCAUGAUCACGGCUGCCGCCCAGCGUGGUGCUCCGCUGACCUAUCUGCAACCGUACUGGCCGCUCCUGACCACCUGGGCAAACUACUUGGUCGCCAGCCUGCCUUUCCCAACGAGCCAGCUCUUUGUGGACUCGUAUGGAACAGCGUCUGCGAACAACGUCAACCUUGCCAUGAAGGGUGCGAUUGGAGUUGGCGCGUACAGUCUGCUGCUCAGCCUGACUGGCAACACCACUGCUGCGGCACAAUACAUGAACUCGGCCACAAGCUUUGCCAGCCAGAUUCUGGCGCAGUCCUUGUCGACGGACCAUUAUCUGCGCGAGAAAGGCGCGGCUUCAACCACCUGGUCUCUCAAGUACAAUCUGCUGUUCGACCGCGUGCUCAAGCUCGGACUGUUUGCGGAUGCCGUCAUGACGACGGAACAGACCUUCUACACGCCCAAAAUGGGCGCGUAUGGUUUGCCGGUUGACAGCACAACCAGCGCCAAUGGUCGUGUUGGCGAGCAGGGCUUUGUUGCGGCAAUUGGCACAACUGCUCAGUUUACAUCCAUUUUUGACAAGCUCUUUCUCUAUGCCAACACCACUGCGAGUCGUCUACCGCUGGGUGAUUACUAUGUUGUUGGAUCAGGCGCCAAUGUGGACUUCCGAGCAGGCGCCUUUGUCGGUGGCCUCUACGCUCGCGAGCUUCUCGAGGAUGUUCGGGCAGUGGCCUCGACCUCGUCCAUCUCCGCUCGGGUCGCUUCAAGUGCUUCUGCCGCAACCGCCUCCAGCGUGUCGGCGUCGUUUGCGACAAUUGAAGCUGCAGCCUCUGUCGCCUCGAUUUCACAAGCCAGCUUAACGUCGGGCGCAUCACAAGCAGCAGCGUGUCCCACGAACUGCACUUGCUCGGGAAAUCCUGUUACUACAGUCGAUUGUCAAUACGCCUCUCUUUCAAGCAUUCCAAGCGAAAUCCCAGUCACCACAAUGAUGCUGUAUCUGGCUGGCAACCAGAUCACCAGCAUUCCCGCCUCCGCAUUCGAAGGCCUGACUGAGCUGAUGGAAUUGUAUCUGUCGGGCAACCGGAUCACCAGCAUUCCCGCCUCUGCAUUCACAGGUCUCGUUGCGCUGAAGAUCUUGUCUCUAUCCAGCAACCGGAUCACCAGCAUUCCCGUAUCUACAUUCUCAGGUCUCGUUGCGCUGAAGAUCCUAUGUAGGAGUCUUGCUUACAACCAGUUCACCAGCAUUCCCACCUCUGCAAUCACAAAUCUGACUGCGCUGAAUCGACUGGAUCUGCGAAACAACCAGAUCACCAGCAUUCCCGCCUCAGCAUUCACCGCCCUGACUGCGCUGGUACAAUUGGCUCUUGAGAGCAAUUCUUUCACCACCUUGCCGCCCGGUCUAUUUAAGGGCUUGCCGAGUGGCCUGUAUUUGUCGUCUGCAUCUGAACCACUGGUGCCCAACAACUUUACCUUUGGAGAGAACACUGUCGCUCCGCCCAGCACAUACGGCAGUGCAUCCGAACCAUACCCGUGUGAUACAACCUGUGCCACUUGCUAUGCCGCAGGAAGCAGUGCGUGCUGCGGGACCAAUUGUUUGACCUGCACUUCAUCUGCAGUGUGCACUCAGUGUUAUGAAGGCUUUGAGAUGAUGGGCGACUUCUGCUCCGCUUCAGCUGCCACAAACGCAUCGAUCGCCUCUGUUGCUUCCAUCGAGAGCAUACAAUUUGUCUCAGCUGCUUCUGUUGCCUCUGGUGUUUUCGCUACCUCGGCCUCCUUUGUUUCCCUCGCUGCUGCAUCUUCAGCGUCAAUUGCAUCAGUUGCAUCAACUGCAUCAAUUGCCUCUGUCUCGGUGACUGCCGUUGCCUCAACCGCUUCGGCGUCCGCUGCAUCGGUUGCGUCCUCCAUCGCACAAAACAGCGGCGGUGGAGGCGGCUCGCAAGACUCAUCUUCAUCUUCAGCAGCCGUCAUCGCUGCUGUUGUAGCGUGUGUUGCAGUUGCGAUCAUUGCAGUGGUGUUCGUCGUGUUGCGACGUCGUCGAUCGCACCCACAUUCAGUUGCACGACCAAAAGACUCUACCGGUCCGAUCUAUCAGGAAGCUGUUGAAAUGACCAUUUCUCCUCUUCCCCAUUCGGCUCGAUCUGAGGAUGUUGCAGCCUACGCCGCGGUCGGUCAAAAACAGCCAGAGCCUUUGUACCAAGCCAUCCCGACCGCCCCGCCAGAAGAGGUGGUUUACGAUUAUGCGAGCGCCUAUGUUGCUGGCAGCAAUUCUCGUCGCGUUCGUGAAGGCUUGACCAUUGUGAAGCACCUUGCCAGUGGCAACUUUGGCGACGUGGCACUGGGUCAAGUGCCAUUCAGCGUCUUGCCCCCGCGAGCUCAAGCUUUGCUUGGACCUACAGUAUUCGAAUCCGUGCAAGUUGCAGUCAAGUCGCUCAAGUCUGAUGCAGACGAGAAAUCCCGCAAAGACUUUGAGAGCGAGGCGAAACUGAUGGCGCCGUUUGUGCAUACGAAUGUCGUGCGCUUGCUUGCGGCUCUGGUCGAGUCAGAGCCCCAUCUCGUCCUGCUCGAGUUUGUGCAGUACGGCGAUUUGCGCACCCUGCUGCAAAAGUCCAAGCUCCACUCGCUUUGGUGGACGCACAACGAGCAGAUCCAUGCCAUUCGUCAGAUUGCACUCGGCAUGGAGUACCUGGGUACUCUCCACUUUGUGCAUCGCGAUCUCGCUGCGCGCAACUGUCUCGUGGGGCAAGGGAUGGUGGUCAAGAUUGCUGACUUUGGGCUUUCCCGCGAACUCGCUUCCGAGAACGAUUAUUAUCGAAUGCAAACGCGCGGCAAGCUUCCUGUGAAGUGGAUGGCACCUGAAACAAUGACCUUCCGCAAGUUCUCGACCAUGUCUGAUCUUUGGUCGUUUGGUGUGACCGCCUGGGAAUGCUUCAGUUAUGGGGCACCACCGUAUGGCAAGAUGGAAGGGCGUGAGACUUUGGCUUUUGUGGAGGCUGGUGGUCGACUACCCCAGCCGGAGCACUGCACAACUGAACUUUAUAGCCUGAUGGCUAGUUGCUGGAACAUUAUCCCGGAACUGCGUCCAAGCUUUACGCAGCUCACCAAAGCUCUGAAAAACUUUGAUGAUGGGACGACUGUCCGCGAAAUUGGGGCAAUGUUGUGA